UCAGAGGCGGGGCUCUCCGUGACCCAGUUAGAGGUAAAACAAGCUAAGCUUCUGUCUCAAUCGUUUCACAUUUGGGGGAGACUCAGCCGUGAAAGCAACUAUGUCUGACUGCAGGAGGCAGUGGAACCGGGAGGAUGAGCUGCCGGUCUACCUGGCUGGGCCGAUCCCCACCGGGCCGAACCAAAGGAAAACCUACGGAAUGUUCAGCUCCGUGGAGGGAGCGUUUGAAAGCAAGACUAUAGACUUCGAUAACUACGCGGUUGGGAGGAAAGGCAGCCGCACCCCGAGAAGCGGGAGCCGGCAGAGGGUUUUGGAUGCUGGUGAUCCCGUCGGCAAGACGUCCAGCGAGGCCCGGGAAGGGUCACUGACCAACUCUCCCGGCAACACGGACGAUCAACAAGCAGGUGUGGAGGUCAGAUAUUCAUCAGGGAAGGAAAGCCCAAAUGGGGAGAGUGAAAGGCUGUUGAUCAAAGGAGGGCGGGUGGUCAAUGAUGACCAGUCUCUCUAUGCAGAUGUCUACAUUGAGAAUGGACUCAUCAAGCAGGUGGGGGAGAAUCUGGUUGUACCUGGGGGUGUCAAGGUGAUAGAGGCUAAUGGCCGAAUGGUGAUACCGGGGGGGAUAGAUGCCAACACCUGUCUGAUGAAGCCAUACCUGGGAACACCGCCUGCUGAUGAUUUCCUCCAAGGCACCAAGGCUGCACUCGCUGGGGGCACCACCAUGAUCAUUGACCAUGUAACCCCGGAGCCCGGGGAGAGUCUACUGCAGGCGUUUGAGUGCUGGCAGGAGGCUGCGGAUAAAAAGGCAUGUUGCGAUUACUCCCUGCACGUAGACAUCCCCCAGUGGGAUGAGAAUGUUAAAGAUGAGUUGGAGCUGCUGGUGCAAGAGAAAGGUAUCAACUCCUUCCAAGUGUACAUGGCCUAUAAGGAUACAUAUCAGAUGACAGACUCUGAGCUGUAUGAGGUGUUCUCCUUCCUGAAGCAGCUGGGUGCCGUGGUUUUAGUUCAUGCUGAAAAUGGAGACCUUAUUGCUCAAGAACAGAAGAAAAUCCUCGGAAUGGGAAUCACCGGACCCGAAGGCCAUCCGCUGAGUCGUCCUGAAGAGCUGGAGGCUGAGGCGGUGUUCCGUGCCAUCACUCUUGGUAACCGUGUGAACUGUCCUAUCUACAUCACCAAGGUGAUGAGCAAGAGUGCAGCUGACACUAUUGCCCAGGCCCGUAGGAAAGGUUAUGUCGUUUUUGGGGAGCCAAUUACAGCCAGCCUGGUCACUGAUGGCUCUCACUAUUGGAGCAAGAACUGGGCCAAAGCGGCUGCUUAUGUGACAUCUCCACCUUUAAGUCCUGACCCCACAACCCCAGACCACCUCAACACACUGCUGGCUUGUGGGGACCUGCAGGUGGUGGGCAGUGCUCACUGUGCGUACAGCACUUCCCAGAAGGCAAUUGGUAAAGAUGACUUCACUCUGAUCCCAGAGGGGACAAACGGAGUGGAGGAGAGAAUGGGUUUCGUCUGGGACAAGGCUGUGGCCAUGGGAAAAAUGGAUGAAAACCAGUUUGUGGCAGUCACAUCUACCAACGCUGCAAAAAUCUUCAACCUGUACCCUCGCAAAGGGCGGAUAGCGGUGGGCUCUGACGCAGAUAUUGUCAUCUGGGACCCAAACAGCACCAAAACAAUCACUGCAAAACUCCAGCAGUCGGCUUCAGAAUACAACAUCUUUGAGGGUAUGGAGUGCCGUGGGGGUCCAGCGCUGGUGUUGAGUCACGGACGAGUUGUUUAUGAGGAAGGCAAGGUGCAGGCCCAGCAAGGCACCGGUCGAUUUAUUCCCCGCAAGCACUUCCCAGACUACGUUUACCAGCGCAUUAAAGUCAGGAACCAGGCCAAGAAUCAGCAGGGCGUUAUUCGUGGGUUGUACGAUGGCCCCGUAUAUGAUGUGGUUCCUACCCAAACAUAUAUUACUCCUUCUCCUUCAGCCAGAACUUCACCCACUUCUCACCAACCACCACCAAUACGCAAUCUCCACCAGUCCAACUUCAGCCUAUCAGGGUCUCAGAUUGAUGACAUCGUCCCUCGUAGGUCUGGCCAACGCAUUGUAGCACCCCCUGGUGGUCGCUCCAAUAUCACCAGCCUUGGUUAAAGUGGUUGUUCUCAGGUCUCACCUCUUGAGUGUGUGUGUGUGUGUGUGUGUGUGUGUGUAUGUGUGUGUGUGUGUGUGUGUGUGUGUGUGUGUGUGUGUGUGUGUGUGUGUGUGUGUGUGUGUGUGUAUGACUGAGAGUGUGAGCACACUGACAUGAAUGAAUACCGUUGUACUUGUUGGUACAAUGGUGACACACUCGUAUUAGACCAUUAUGAUUUGUAACAGUUUGCCUUGAGUCAAUGGUCGCAGAGAAGAAGCACAUGAUACUUCAAUUAACCUUAGAAUGUGAUUUACAAUCAACCAAGUCAUUCAAAAACUCAUGGGCUCACAAUCUGGCACUCACUCGCACGCACGCACUCACGCACGCACGCACGCACGCACGCACGCACGCACGCACGCACACACGCACACACACACACACACACACACACACACACACACACACACACACACACACACACACACACACACACACACACACACACACAUCAGGUGUCGGACCCCAUCCAAGCACCCAAAUUUGAACCCAGUGUAAUGUCAAACUGUUGUUAACUCUUUCUCCCUGUGAGCAUGACUUCCUCCUCAUUCUUCCUCACAUCCUACAUCUAACUGUGUGGGUCUGCUCACACAUGGUGCUCCCUUCCACCCAUCUGGUGGACAGCUUCAGAAAUAACAGCAUCUCCUGCACUCCUGCACCUGUUUUUCAACAUCUUGGCAGUACUUGUUUUAGUGUGUCUCAAGAGGAUCUAUUAUACCGAUUGCAUGAACACGUCCUUACUGUAGAUGUUGCACUACUUGUGGUUUAUUGUUGCAAUGGAGGAACACUAACAAUGUAAUCAAGAGAGCACAGGCAUAUUCUUAUAAUGGUAAAUGUAUGCUUUGAAUACGUAAUGACACCCACUGUGGAUAGAGCCAGCUGUUACUAGGUUCAUAAAUGUCAACAUUACUGUUAACUUUGAUGAAAGCAAUGCAACUUCCUCUUCACCAUCAAAUACUAUAUGCAAAUGUGUCAAUACUGUCUUGUGAAGUGUGACAGCAGUUGAAACCAGCUUUGCACUGCAAAAUGAAUUUCUAGCCGGCUGUUCCUACAUAAUAGGUUUCACUGUAAAGACUUUAUGAUGUGUGUGAUAGCGUUCUCCCAAUCACUCAUGCCAGAAAUUGCGAUGACAUGCUCAAUUCACUGCUGUAAAAAGGGCUUCAGCUCCCAUCCCUGCUAUAUAAUACUUCACUUUGAAUCGUUUUAAGCUGCUUUUAUUUUAAUUUGAUUGAUUCUGGAUGUUUUCUAGGUACAUUAAGUGUUUCUAUGCCGCUUAUUCUUUUUUUUUGCUUGUGUAUGUUGUCUCCAAUGGAACCACUGCAGGAUCAAUAAAGACCUGACUGUUGUCAAAAA
Molecule: messenger RNA, 3521 nt
Organism: Gymnodraco acuticeps
Lineage: Eukaryota; Metazoa; Chordata; Actinopteri; Perciformes; Bathydraconidae
Gene: crmp1
Product: collapsin response mediator protein 1
Exons: 14
Coding region: 101-2131 (676 amino acids)
Cellular component (GO): cytoplasm; cytosol
Molecular function (GO): hydrolase activity, acting on carbon-nitrogen (but not peptide) bonds, in cyclic amides
Source: RefSeq, a predicted model, not a curated record